GCUGCAAGUUGCUUUUGUUUUCCUGGGCUGGGCUGUACGACUGACACACGACUGGAGGCCACUUCGGAGUUGAUGGGAAGGUUUUCCACCAUGGGGCCGCGUGCAGCACAUCCAUCCCUCUCCGUGGACCGCACCGCACCCAGGAACAAAAGCCACCCAUUUUAGGAAGGGGAAGGUGCUUGGCAGACAGCUCUUUGAAACACAUGGUUGCCACUGACCGGCUGGAAGCUGGAUGACAGAAGUGGCAUAGCGGCCCGGAAGGCGAUGGGCUGGCGAGAGCCGCUCUGUUGCUUUGCUGUUUGGUUCCCUCUGGUGCUCCUUCUGUUGCUGGGUGGAUCGGCUCAGGGGCAUAGAGGGCCAGCUGUGGAUGGGGACGACCAGCGGUGGAAAGGAGGGGGCAACAGGCAUGCCCGGAGCUAUCACCACCUGGAGGGGGACGUGCGCUGGAGGCGGCUCUAUUCCUCAACCCACUUCUUCCUACACAUUGACAGCGACGGCAAAGUCAAAGGGACCCAUUGGAAGAAGUGUCCUUAUAGCAUUGUGGAGAUCCGCUCGGUGCAUGUGGGUGUCGUUGCAAUCCGAUCCGUUCACAGUGGAUUCUACUUGGCCAUGAACAGAAAGGGGAAAAUCUAUGGAACGAAAGUAUACAGCCCCAACUGCAAAUUUAAGGAGCGCAUUGAAGAGAACGGCUUCAACACAUACGCCUCGCUGCGCUGGCACCACCAAGGCCGCCAGAUGUUCCUCUCUCUCAACGGCAAAGGCAUCCCACGGCUGGGCACAAAGACCUUCCGGCAACACCUCUCCACCCACUUCCUACCCAUGCUCGUCACCUGAAGUAAUUGCUUUCGCACACUGGACUAUUUUAUUACAUGCAUAUUUAAUUCCCCCCCCCCCCUAUUUAUUAUUUUUGUAAAAAAAAAAUGAAAAAAGCGUUUUAAGUGUAAAGGAAUAAAGCCAGUCCUGUACACUAUUACAC
This is a messenger RNA of Heteronotia binoei (common prickly gecko), 976 nucleotides long. It is a transcript of the gene FGF22, whose product is annotated as fibroblast growth factor 22. The record is from RefSeq and is a predicted model, not a curated record. Gene Ontology annotation, molecular function: growth factor activity; fibroblast growth factor receptor binding. Gene Ontology annotation, biological process: fibroblast growth factor receptor signaling pathway; positive regulation of protein phosphorylation; regulation of cell migration. Bases 265 to 834 code for a protein of 189 amino acids. Gene Ontology annotation, cellular component: cytoplasm. NCBI's taxonomy places the organism in Eukaryota, Metazoa, Chordata, Lepidosauria, Squamata, Gekkonidae. The transcript is spliced from 3 exons.